Pundamilia nyererei is the source of this 1673-nucleotide messenger RNA. RefSeq names its product tyrosine-protein kinase SRK3. Lineage: Eukaryota; Metazoa; Chordata; Actinopteri; Cichliformes; Cichlidae. Gene Ontology annotation, molecular function: ATP binding; vascular endothelial growth factor receptor activity; growth factor binding. Gene Ontology annotation, biological process: cell migration; positive regulation of cell migration; endothelial cell differentiation. Bases 242 to 1537 code for a protein of 431 amino acids. The record is from RefSeq and is a predicted model, not a curated record. Gene Ontology annotation, cellular component: signaling receptor complex; plasma membrane. The transcript is spliced from 11 exons.
UUGUCUUGUGGUUGAUGUACUGUGAGAGCUCCUGCUGAACACAACACGGGUCAGACAUUUUAUCCAGCACAAGGCGGAUUUUUGAAUUUUUAAGUGGGACCGAGCAGAAUAAAUACUGUCUGGUGUCUGACUGGCAGGCUUAGGCGAGAAGAAUGGACUUGAUCAAAGUUGUCACAGAGCACAGACCAGCCUGAUGUUCUUUUACCAGUUUGUGCCAGAAAACAAACACUGAGCAGAGGACAUGGCGAACUGUCCAGGUGAGCUUUCAGUUGUGUACUCCGUUGUAUACACCCUCAGCGGUCUCCUCUCCUUCACCAUCGUGGUGUUCACAGUGCUGGGAGCCGUGUGCAUCAGAAAAUACCGAUCCGCUCUCAAGACAAUCAGAUUGCUCCGGCAGAACAAGAUGCUGAUGAGUGCUGUGCCUCGGGUAGAGCCUCCCCUCUUACCUGCGAGGCCGAUCCCAGUUGUGGUGGAGGAGGAGGAGGAGCGGGAACUUCCUCCCAAAUCUCCACUCCGACCCAGCACUUCAGCCAGGUCUCCGUCCAAGAAGCUGUGGAAAGGUCUGCAGCAACUGCAGCAGGAUCCUCCUUUCACCAAGUCAGACCUGAACCUUCUGCAGCUGAUCAAAGCAGGAAAGGAGGGUGUCUUCUACCAGGCCAGGAUGACCAGAGGGACGUGUAAAGGCCACAGCAUGUUCACCUGUAAGAUCAGCAAGGAAGGCGUCCGCCUCAAACACGUGGACAUGGAGGUUUCCAUCAUGAGAAAACUGAUGCACCACAAGAACAUCCUCCAGUUACUGGACUGGAACACCACUGCAGAGCCCUACAUUCUGAUCAUGGAGUAUGUGAGCUACGGCACUCUGAGGACCUUCCUGCAGACCAACAGAGCCCACCUGAGUACUGACCCUGAGCUGCAGAGCCUCCUCACCAUUGCCUCGUACCACGUUGCUCUAGCCAUGCAGCACCUGCGCUCCAAAAUGAUUAUUCACUGUGACUUGGCUCUGAGGAAUGUCAUGGUCAACAAGUUUCCCUGGGAGGUGAAAGUGGCCGAGUUUGGUCUCGCCCGAGACUUGACGCGAAUGGCGAGCCGUCGCAGCAGUCGCUGGAGAAACCCACGUCAACGUGUACCCCUGCGCUGGUACCCCCCAGAGUACUUCAAGAACAACUACUACAGCUACAAGGGAGACGUGUGGGCGUUUGGCAUCGUGCUGUGGGAGAUGCAGACAUUUGGUACGCUGCCGUAUCCAAACCUGGAGACAUCAGAGCAAGUGGUGUACCACAUCUGUAUGGGUCACAAAAACACAAACCCGGAAGGCUGCAGACCAGAGAUACUUCACAUCAUGCGAGACUGCUGGCAGGAGCCGUACACCCUGAGGCCCUCGUUCACAGACAUCGUCUGCAUGCUGGAGAGCAUCAUGGAAAACGAUGCGGACUACGUGGAUGUGGAGAAUCCAGAGCAGGUGGUGACAGAUGAGGCCGAAAUUCAGGAAAACAAUCGUUUACGAGCAGCGAGUGUCAGUUUGGACACUAAUUUUUAAACGGGUACUUUAAAUCAUGCGUGCAGAUUUCAGGUGGGCUUAAUUCCUGCUGAGUAAAUGAAAGGAGCAGAAAACUUAUCACAACAGUCAUAAUGUGCAUGUUUGUUCAAAAAGGAUUCUUUUAAAUAUAUACCUG